Messenger RNA from Phascolarctos cinereus (koala), 585 nucleotides. The record is from RefSeq and is a predicted model, not a curated record. Lineage: Eukaryota; Metazoa; Chordata; Mammalia; Diprotodontia; Phascolarctidae.
AGUGUGGAGAAUGUACUGUUUAUUCAGACGGGAGUUGGGAUUCUUGGGAAUUUCUUCCUCCUGGGCCUCUACAGCUUCACUUUACUCAUUGCCCAAAGGCUGAGGCCCAGAGAGUACAUUUUUGCUCACUUAGCCUUGGCCAACUCAGAAGUGCUUUUCUCCAAGGGAAUCCCUCUAAUGACUGUGUGUGUGGGCAUCACAAAUUUCUUGGAUCUCAUUGGGUGUAAACUUAUUGCUUAUCUCCAUAAUGUGGCUCGGAGUGUUUGCCUCGGCAUCACCUGCCUCUUGAGUGGUUUUCAAGUCAUCACCAUCAGUCCCAGUAACUCCAGGAUGUGGCAUCUGGGAGAUUGUUCAACUUUCACUCCUGCCUCUUUUAAUGCCGCACUUUUUGCAACUGUCUUUUCUAUUCUUGAUUUGUGUGUGGGAUUCAUGAUCUGGGCCAGUGCCUACUUAGUGUUUCUUCUGCAUAGACACCAUCAGAAAGUCCAACAUAUUCACAAUCCUUAUAGCUCUCCCAAAACUUUCCCUGAGAAAAAAGCCACCCAUGCUAUCCUCCUACUAACCAAUGAUGUCAACCUCAAUUAG